AUGCCUGCAGGCUGUACUACUACUCGGUGGGAAUUGGCUGCUUGGCCAAUCGGGUCACAAGUGGUUGGACGCGCCAAGACAAACCCCAAAUUGCAAUCACCAACCCGCACGCUUCUGUCGGCUGGGCAAGAGGAGAAGAGGAAGCUGCUCUGGGUGACCGCCCCGCAGUACGCAGACCCAAUGUCCGGUCGUGCAGGAAUUGGAGCAGCCAAGGCGUUAUUGCUGGCUGUAUGA
Molecule: messenger RNA, 234 nt
Organism: Pyricularia oryzae 70-15
Lineage: Eukaryota; Fungi; Ascomycota; Sordariomycetes; Magnaporthales; Pyriculariaceae
Exons: 2
Coding region: 1-234 (77 amino acids)
Source: RefSeq, a predicted model, not a curated record